Mugil cephalus (flathead mullet) is the source of this 1219-nucleotide messenger RNA. Its product is annotated as myeloid protein 1-like. The coding region runs from base 133 to 591 and encodes 152 amino acids. The record is from RefSeq and is a predicted model, not a curated record. The transcript has 4 exons. Lineage: Eukaryota; Metazoa; Chordata; Actinopteri; Mugiliformes; Mugilidae.
CGAGCAGAUCAGACACAAUCAGCUUCACAGGUUUCGUCACCUCCUGGUUCUGAUCCCAACGUUUUCUCCAAACUUGUGAAAUAAUAAAAACUGAGAACAGACCUCACCUGGAUCCAACGAGAAGAUCUGAAGAUGAGACGUGUCCUCGUUUUACUGGCUGUGUUGUGGGUGUGUGAAGGUGUUAAGUUCGGUCAGAUCUGUGAAGGAAACCCGAGAAACACCAGGAGGACGUCGGACAGCUACGGAAAUGGAAACUAUGGAGCCAGACGGCAAGGAGGUAGAACACAUGAUGGUGUGGACAUCGUCUGCAGGGACGGAUCAGUCGUCUAUGCUCCGUUUGACGGGACCAUCCGUCGAAAACUCAUUGUCUACGGAGUCCCCGCCAAGGCCGCCAUCGACCAGGGCCUAGAAAUGGAAGGAGGGGGUUUGCGUUUCAAGAUGUUCUACGUGAGGCCAGACAAAUCAUCUGGAGCGGUGAGGAAGGGCCAGAGGAUCGGUGUCAUGCUGCCCAUGCAGAGAGUUUACCCUGGAAUCACUUCACACGUCCACGUGGAACUGACCAACAAGAGAGACCCCACACCAUACUUCUGAUCCAUCCUCUGAGGAAGCCGAUCCAUCCUCUUAAGACCUCAUUUACCCACAACUUCUACAAAGGUGUUCGACACUUUUCCAGUUGACCUACCCAGUGUUGAAUUAUAAUAACCUGGCAUGUUUAAAAUGAUUGUAUCAACUAAAAGAAAGUUAAAAAAACAAAAACAAAACCUCUCUUAAUGAUGUUUAUGUCUUAUUUAGUCUUAGUUUAGUCUUAGUCUUAGUUUAACCUGCUGAGGCCUGGACUUUUGUUUGUAAUGCAUUGUUUUAUUUCUCCAUUUCACUUUAUUUGGAAUAAUUAGGACGUAAGAACUGUAAAAACUAAGCAUUGUCUUUGAAGUAGUAUGAUAUAGUUUUUGGAAAACAAAUUAAGGUGUGGAAAGUGUGGACACAGGGAUUAUUUCACUCAAUAAAGUUAUAAAGUCAUUAAUAUGUCACAAAAUAUAAAACUGUUAAUUCUCAUGUCUGAUCAUUGUGCAAAGACAGAAUUACAAAUAAUGAAGUCCCCACAUCUUCAACUGAGUACUUUCUAAUUAUAGCUUCUUACUAUUGAUAGAAUUUGUUAAGUUUGUGUAUCAUAUUAAACUAGAAAAGUUAAUAAUCAUAAAUAAACAAGUUAAAACUGUAA